This is a messenger RNA of Exophiala xenobiotica, 5759 nucleotides long. RefSeq lists its product as uncharacterized. Gene Ontology annotation, biological process: nucleoside metabolic process. Lineage: Eukaryota; Fungi; Ascomycota; Eurotiomycetes; Chaetothyriales; Herpotrichiellaceae. The transcript is spliced from 3 exons. The coding region runs from base 352 to 5484 and encodes 1710 amino acids. The record is from RefSeq and is a predicted model, not a curated record. Gene Ontology annotation, molecular function: catalytic activity; protein binding.
AUGCCAGAAACGCAACCUCUUCACUCACCAAAAUAUCAAUGCUUGUGCAUGUCUAUUGAUGCGUACAGUAUCCGUUGUAUGAAAUCCCGCACCGACCAAGUGCUAUCCUCGGCGAUGUGAUGACCAUGAUGGUGAACAAGACCAACUUGAAAGGUGCCUGGACCGGAUUGGACAUUCUGAACUGCAGGCAUAGCCUCCAAUCAUGCAGGCAUUCUGCAGCCUCACGCAGCAUGUCCACUUCCUCUCCAGUGCUUCGUGAAGGCGGCUCUGGCCCGGAAGCCGUCGCUGCAAUUCGCACUCUUGCUCUUGUUUCACACUGAUUUCGAAUAGAUUCAAUAUGCCUCCAUAGCAAUGCCCCAAACCCUCGUCGAACACAAUGCCUUCGGAGUGGGCUGGAUCUGCGCCCUCGCGACCGAGUUUGUCGCAGUCUGCGAGCUGCUUGACGAAGAAUAUACUGUGGACAAUUUGGACUACAAGGAUGAUGCGAACACAUACGCGUUUGGACGCAUCGGACAGCACAAUGUUGUUAUAUCUUGUCUACCUAAAGGCAGAUAUGGACUCACUUCUGCUGCCUCCGUGGCUCGAGACAUGCUCCGCAGCUUUCCAUCCAUUCGCUUCGGCUUAAUGGUCGGCAUAGGCGGGGGUGUGCCCAGUAAGAGACAUGAUAUCAGGCUAGGUGAUGUUGUGGUCGGGUGUCCUACCAGUACCUCUGGUGGUGUCAUAAAUUACCAGUAUGGCAAGAGCAUACAAGGACGUCGAUUCGCGCGGACCGGUUUCCUGGCUCCUCCUCCUCGGGUCCUGCUCUCUGCGCUGAACAAUCUAAUUGCACGGCAUGAGAGGCGUGGACACAGGAUUCAAGAUACCGUCAACCGCAUAAAAUCGAACCCGAGGCUCGCAGCCAGAUAUCGAUCCCCCGGCCGUCAGCACGAUAAUCUGUUCAACUCCCAAUACCUUCACCAGAAUGAAGAAGAAGAUUGUGAGGAAUGUUGCGUGAGAAACGGGGUGAAUCUCAGGCGGCGCAGCCCACGAUCAGCCGAGCUUGACGAUCCUAUUAUCCACUAUGGACUUAUAGCUUCCGCUGACAGCCUGAUGAGAGAUGCGGAAAUGAGAGACAAACUUGCGAAAGAAGCAGACGUCUUGUGCUUCGAAAUGGAGGCUGCGGGCUUGAUGGAUCACUUUCCAUGUCUCGUCAUAAGGGGUAUCUGCGAUUAUUGUGAUACUCAUAAGAACAAGAGAUGGCAAGGAUAUGCGGCAGCCGUUGCUGCUGCUUAUGCUAAAGAGUUGUUGGAUAUCAUUCCCACCGGAGAGGGUACGCAAGCCUCAGUCCAGUCUCCAUUACAGUACAAAGGACUAGUUGCGUUAACGCCUCUUGUCGCUGGGACCGAGGGGGCGUCCACGGUAGAUGUGGUAGCGGUCCAUGGGCUAGGAGGCGAUGCCGUCUCGUCCUGGAGAACAUCCGCCAAGUAUUCAUGGCUUCGCGAUUGGCUUGCCAAACAAGCCUGUGACGCAUGUAUCUUAUCGUACGGGUAUGACAGUGCGCUUACCUGGAAUGGAAGCGAGUCAUCCGUGUGCGAUACAGCCCUGGAUCUCUUACAGAAGCUGUUGCUGCGACCCGCUAAAAGGUUUCUCUUUGUCUGCCAUGGACUCGGCGGCGUCAUCGUGAAAGUAGCUCUGGCUAUGUCUCUUACGCUUCCCAAGCAUGUCUACCUUCGAGACCAGCUCUUAGGCUUGGUCUUCCUUGGUACCCCACAGGGUCACUUGCAUGCUGACGAAUGGAUGCGAAUCGUAUACAGAAUGGCGCACGUUCUCCUGAUGGGCAAACCGUAUCGAAUGACAUUCAUGGACAAUCUUGAACGCAUCUCGAACACCCUGGCUCUGCUUUCAUUUAAAUAUCAAGUGGACCUCAACCAUGUCCCCGUGCUAUCCUAUUACGAAACCGUUCCGUUCGCGGAUCCUGGAUUUGUUACUGUGGAACCGGAAGCCGUCAUUCUGGCUUCGGCGCGCGAGCAGAUCCUGCCAUUGAAUGCAAACCACAAGGAGAUAGCCGCUCCAGAUGCGAAUACAUGCGGAGAUCGGUCUCAGGGAUAUUCUUCGAUUGCUGCACUGAUCGCGUCGGAGACAAGUCAGAACAUCAAGGUACAGAGUGCAGACCUUCUCCAGAAACUCUACUGUGUCGACUAUGAGCUUUAUUCUGUCUGCGUGCCAGAUGCCUCCCCCAGGACUGGAGUCUGGCUCUGGGACAAUCGUACUUUUCAAGAUUGGGCCACGUCGCAACAGAGCCGACUAUUCUUGGUGAGGGCCCUUCCUGGGUAUGGCAAGACGGUGCUGGCAAAGAAUCUCUCGCGCGAUCUGAAGAAUCGAGUAAGGCCGCGCAACGAUUUGCCAAAUCUCGCCGAUCACACAACUUUGUCGUACUUUUUCCGGGAAGAUAACAGUGCCGGAACGUCAAUAGUGGCCUUUCUUCGAUCAAUUCUGCACCAGCUGCUCCUCCAACAUCCUACCCUUUGCUCCCAGGUCCAACAAGCUUUCGAUUCUGCCAACAACAAUGCUCACACUGGUCGAGUCCUGGAACCCCACCUGAUGGCCUCGGCGCUGUGGGCUGCAUUUCGAUCUGUCCUACACAAUCGAUCGCUGGGAAAGGUCGUCCUCGUGAUCGAUGCUCUUGACGAAGCUGAUGCCCGUGACAUUCCCGAGAUAUGCUUUGGCUUGCUUGAAACACUAUUAUCAGUGGAUGAUCAGCACAGGUUGAAGGUUCUUGUGACCAGCCGAGAUAGCUAUACCAUCUCGCAACAACUCCAAUCGAGUAAUAUGGUUGAUACUCUUGACAUUACACCAGAGCACACUCAUACAGAUAUUGAGAUCUUCCUAGAAAACGCCACUGCAGAGUUUGCGCUUGAGUACAAUGUUCCUGACAGUGACAUCCAGCAAAUUCGAAGUCAGAUCUCGCUAAAAUCAGAUGGCAUGUUCCUCUGGGCGAGCUUGGCUUGGGAGCACUUCAAAGGUGGUAUCGCCUUAUGGAGCAAAGGAACAGUCCAGGAGCGCCUCAAAGCUCUUGGAAGUCUGCCUCCCGGGCUAUACGCACUGUAUGUGAAAUUGUUACAGAAGAUCGACAAAGAUGUGUUGAAAGGACUACACGCAGUCUUCUUGAUCGUCGCAGCGACAGCACGACCGCUCACAUGCGAAGAAGCUGAACAAGUGCUGGGUAUAAAAGGCUGGGAGACUCGUACGACCGAGCUAGACGUACCGUUUUCAAUCCGGGCAACAGUCAACCUACACUGUGCGGAUCUACUCAAGAUCAGCCCUGCUGGAGUAAUCAGAGCUGUACACCUGUCACUGAAGGAUUUUAUCCGGGAGAGUUUACUGAAGCAGCAAGCCAGUGCGCUGCACAGCAAGAUCGCCCAGCACUGCAUUCAUUAUCUGACACUGGCGGAUGUUCGGGAAGCGGCUUCCGAAGACAUACAAAGAGCUUCCGCCGAGUCCUGUUUGAUGCGCUACUUCGCAUUCUACGAUUAUGCCGCAACAUAUCUCAAGUACCACAUGAAUCGUGUCGACUCCGAUGACAAUGUGUGGCUACAAUAUGGCUCCAUGGUGAAGAAUUACGCCGCGUUUCACACUGCCGUGGAAGCGGAUCACAACUCGCAUAUCAACGUAGAGCAUCUCACAGCUCCUGCUUACUAUGCCGAGACACCUCUCGGCCAUGCUAUACGACUGUACGGGUCGGCUCUCAUUCGCGCGUUUGUCAGCGUUUCUUACGACCUCGACGAGAAAAUCUUAUACCGUUCAAACAGUCAGGUUGUGGAGGCCAACACGGCGUUGCACUCGUAUAUCGAUCAUCAAGACGUGGUGGCAGAAUUGUUAAGCUGCGGCGCAUCUCCCAAUGUAACUGACUAUGUGAAACGAACGGCUCUACACCUGGCGGUACUUCGAGGUUCUCGACCAACCAUGAAGUUGCUGCUGGCUCUGAAAACCCUCAACGUGAACGCACAGGAUGCCGAAGGGCGGACAGCCUUACACUACGAAGCAACUUCUGGACAUGGCUCUCUUCUUCUCAACGACAGUCGCGUCGAUGUCGACAUCCGGGACAACAAUGGUCGAACUGCUGUUACCUUGGCUGCAUCCCUGGGAGAUCAUCAGACGACUGUGGAUUUCCUGCGCAGUCAACGCAAUGCCAUGGCACAACAUGAUGGGGAAUUAAGUCUUCUCAUUGCUGCAGCACAACAAGAUUGGCUAGAUGUUACUCUUGAGGUCCUUUCGCAACUGUCCGACGUCUCGGCUCAUCGCGGGUAUGACGGUAAGACCAUCCUUCACUGGGCCGUCAUCAAUGACUGGGAGGAGGUCAUGGUCCGGGCCAUCCUACUUGCUCGGGCUAAAGUCAACGACUAUGAUUCUAGAAAGCGAACGGCCCUUCAUGAAGCUGCGGAGUACGGCAAUUUCAAACUGGCUCGGAAGCUCAUCGCACACGGCGCUUCUGCGAGAUAUCGUGACCAACAGGGUCGAACGCCGCUUCAACUUGCAGCUAUUGAGGGCUUUUCGGACACGGUUCUAGCUCUGAUGAACUCGGAUUUCAAUGUAAAUGAUGCGGACCAACAGCGUCGAACCAUUGCGCACUGGGCCGCUUCGUGGGACUGGCCGAUGAUUAUGCGACGUGUUCUCGAGGAGCCUGACGUAGAGCUUCUUAGGCACGACUGCAUGGGAAGGACAGUCUUACACAUUGCAGCGCUAUGCGGCUGUCCGAAUGUGCUCAAGCUCCUGAUGAAUGAGCGCGUCCUCAACAUCGACGAGACAGACGGGAUGGGGAACACAUUGCUUCACCUGUCAGCAAGAGCUCGGAGUAGUUCGGUGGUCGACGUCCUCCUCAAUGCAAGCAGUUUCAACAAGGCUCAGGCCGUAAACAAAUAUGGGCAGACAGCAUUGGAUGUCGCAAUUGAGUAUGGCGCAGAAGAAGUAACGAAACAGCUCAGGGAAAGGCGAAUCAGCGAACAGAAAGACGUCAACUGGGAAAUACGUAACAAAGUAUUCUACCUCAGGAGGCCACCCCAGCUGAAGCAUGACCCGAGCAAGGAGAACUGGUCGGUUGUCCCCUACGGUCGUGAACCAGAGCCCCCCAAAGUCCCAAAGCUAGAGGGUGGCGAGCGCCGCCCUUCCCCUCCCAGGAGCGCAGAAGAAUAUCGAGAAGGACCCGAGAAGAGAGUUCGUCCAGAAAGCGACGUACAUAUUCGGCCCGAUCGAGAGAAACGUCGGACUGCCACUCGAGAAUUCCCCAGCCGGCCACUCCAGCGUGAUAGCCAGCCCGUCUACGUCAAAUGCCACACGAGGUACCUUUUACCGCAAACGCUGGACAGAUACAAUUUGCCAUGGGAGUGGGAUACGACAGCACGUGACUACCUUGUCAUCAAGCAAAAAGUAUCCGAAGAGCUACUCGAAGAGCUCUUCGAGGAUACGAGAUUCCUGCAGAGGCAGCAACAGGGCCGUGGAUCUGUAUAGAGGCAAUAGGAUACUGUCUGCUGGGUGACUGGGUACCAAUACUAGGAAGAGAUACACCGGUAUGCCAGACUGACAUUUCGGUGUUGCUGCUCUUGUUCCGACUUUAUAUUGACAUCUGGGAAAGCCGGCUGGAAGAUCUUCCUGAUGUCUGUCGUGUUGUCCAGACAUCACCACGCAGGGACUCACCUCGAAGCAUGAGUGCCUUCUUAAACGACACCACCGUGAGAUCUCUAAGUUACUUGCUCCCAAUUAGAUUUCGUGUUCUUCCGGCGGCC